ACAACCAACAACCAACAACCAACCAAACAAAGAACUAAACAAAAUAUGAGCAGCAACCCAAUGCAGCCAAGGAUCAUACCAGAGAUCCCAAAGAGGAAACCACCUGCAGGAGGUAAUGGAUCGGAUCUGGCUGUGAACUCUAAUGGCAUGGUUACAAGUCCGAAUCUUGGAAGCAGCGGUGGAGGUGGAGUUGGAUACCCGCCACAAUAUCAGCAGCAACCACCACAACAACAGCAGCAGCAGCCUCAUCCACCAAUGAUGAAACAGGCACCACCUCAUGUAUACAGCAAUCAACAAGGCUUGAAGCCAGCGCCAUAUGUACCAACCAACCCCAACGCAAAGUCACCUCCAUACCCUCCACAGUCGGGAAUGAUGAUGAAGCAACCACCCUCACAGCAGUACUCGCCUCCAUAUCCUCCCCAGACGAUGCACAAGCAGAUGCCACCACAGCAGCAGCACUCGAGUCCUCCACAGUAUUCACCACAGAGUCAGACACCGCCCGGAGUGCAAACACCUCCAAUGAACUCAUCUCCAGCAGGCUACAAACCACAGCCAGCUGCUCGUACCGUGUCACCCAACACGGGAUCACCUCGCGAGCUGCCCUCCCCAGGCAACACGUCGCCACCCUACCAACCACAGAUGAUGCAGCGACCUCCCGUACAGGGUCAGGCCAAGCUACCGCCUCAGAAUGUUCCCGGUAGACAGCCUCCUCCUCCUCCAGGAGGCCAGGCACAUCCCGUCCAAGGAGGACAUGUACAGGCUCAUCCUCAUCCUCACCCACCACAACAACAUCCACAUCCACCAAUGCAGGCUAAUCCACAUGCACAUCCACAGCAACAGCAGCAUCAACAGCAGCAUGCACAUCCACAACAGCAGCAGCCACAGCAGCAUCCUCAAAUCCCUCAGAUACAACAAACUCAGUAUGUGAACCAAGCGCUAACUCAACAGCAACAGCAACAGCAACUUCAACAACAACAACAGCAACAACAGCAACAUCAACAAGCCCAUCAUGCCAAUCCGAGGAUCAUGAGCGUUAACUUAUACGAUGUAAUAAGUCAACAGGAUCACAUUAAGGGUGACACCUUGGCAAAGAGUAAGUUCAACUCAUUCAUUCAA
Acytostelium subglobosum LB1 is the source of this 1116-nucleotide messenger RNA. RefSeq lists its product as hypothetical. The annotation marks the transcript as partial. NCBI's taxonomy places the organism in Eukaryota, Evosea, Eumycetozoa, Acytosteliales, Acytosteliaceae. The record is from RefSeq and is a predicted model, not a curated record. The transcript has a single exon.